Messenger RNA from Babesia ovata, 1272 nucleotides. RefSeq names its product mRNA capping enzyme. The coding region runs from base 1 to 1272 and encodes 423 amino acids. NCBI's taxonomy places the organism in Eukaryota, Apicomplexa, Aconoidasida, Piroplasmida, Babesiidae. Gene Ontology annotation, molecular function: ATP binding; mRNA guanylyltransferase activity. The record is from RefSeq and is a predicted model, not a curated record. The transcript has 2 exons. Gene Ontology annotation, biological process: 7-methylguanosine mRNA capping.
AUGGAUGAGGUUUCUAUGGCCGAGGCGGCGCCCAACGCGUCGCUGCGGAUGCCAGGGGAGCCCAUCACGGCCGAGGAGGACCGUGACAAGGUGCUGACCAAGGUGCGUCAGCUGCUAGGUUGGAAGCACCAGUCCUUCCCUGGAGCGCAGCCAGUCUCUCUCACCAGGAAUGAUCUGCCGUUGUUGUUUCGGAGCGAUUACGUGGUGUGCGAGAAAACCGACGGUAUUCGUGCGCUUUUACUGGCGGCGUCGGGCGCCAUCUACCUGAUUGGAAGAAAUGAGGAAGUGCAUUAUGUACCGAUACACCUACCGGUACGAGGCAACCCUUCCGAAACGCAGCAGUUGACGUUACUGGAUGGGGAAAUCGUGGUGGACACGAUGCACGUUAAUGGCGUUGAGGUUCAGCAUCCGCGUUUCAUGUGCUAUGACGGCGUAUACGUCCAGAGGCGUUCUCUGCGGGAACUCAACUUCCUCGACCGUCUAUCCAUUGUCUACACCGACGUGAUACUGCCAUAUCAGAAGUCGCUGGAAGCGCCGACAACGGAAGCCGCUGAGGGGGCACCAGCAGAAGCAGCACAGCCGCCACUGGCCAUAUACCUGAAGGACUUCUUCGACAUAUCGCAGAUAGCACACAUCGAAAAGUUCUCGCAGAGCCUCCCACACGUGAGUGACGGGCUCAUUUUCACCCCUGUGCGGCUGCAAUACCUGCCAGGCACAUGUCCGAAGCUGCUUAAGUGGAAGCCGCCGCACCUCAACACCGUCGACUUCAGCGUGGAUGUCCUGUAUGACGAGCGGAGGUGCCCGCGGCUAGUGGAGCUGUUCGUUAUGGUUAGGGGAACUAGGGUGUUCUACAACGAAUACUUGGCACCUUACGGCGAAGUGUACCGACACAUCCUGACAAUGGCAAUCGGCAGCAAGAUCACGCAGCUGAUCGUGGAGUGCUCAUGGAUCACCGACUCACGCGUCUGGACUUUCGUGCCGAAAGUGCGCGCCAAGAGCGACGCCACCCACGGCGUGACGUUGAACGAUGGAAAGGCGGACUACGAUUUCGACAACGGAACGUGGGUGCAGGGUGGAUGGUACGCGGAGCGCAUCCGUAUGGACAAGAAGCUGCCCAACAGCCUCGCCGUAGUUGACGCUGUGAAGUCGAGUAUCGAAGACGACAUCACCUUCGAGAUGCUGCUGCAGGAGUUCGCGCUCUUCGAAAAGAACGGCAAGAUACCGCUCUACAACAAGUGCAUCAUGCCGAAGGCGUAUACCGAACCUGCAUGA